CCAGUAGGUGGCAGGAAAGGCGUCUCCGGGUUCAGUGCGCAGUUCAAUCUGAUGAAGAAGAGGAAUCUAGGCGUCCCCCUUCUGUGCGCUGGUUAACACGACGUAAGCUUUGUCUUUUCCACAUCUUUUCGUAGCCUCAGUUGCAGAGCUAUCAAACCACCACUGACCACUAAGACCAGUCAUGGCUGCCGAGCCCAACUAUCGCCGGACAAAACCAGGUGUUAGGACAGCUAACCUUGCUAGUUCAAAUGGAGCUGUUGGACCCUCAUCACAGAUUCCGGGUUUAUCUGCGACUGCCGACACCACUCCUCAAGAAAUAACUAAAGGAGGAAGACGCGUAGGAAUUCAGGCCACUGACUCGGAUUAUGUUAAACUUGCAAAACAAGGAGGACAGAGGGGUUUGCUGAGUCACGAUGACCCUGUGGAAACAAAACCUAACAGUUCCUACAAACCCUCUAAUUGGUUCUCUGGCACACCUGAUGAUCAAGAGAGCAGCAGUGAAGCAACUACCCCUGAUGGAAACAGCAAGUCUAAAGAGGUCUUACAGCACCUGGAAGCCCCUUUUGGAACUGAUAACUGUUCAGCCUGGGAUUCUGGUAAAAAGAAUGUAAUUCAUGCUGCAUCGGAGAUGCAGAAGCUCUCCCUAAGCCAAAAAGAGAUUGUGGAAGCCAACAAGUUCAAAAAGAUUUCCCAUGAGAAGAAGGGGGCAGCUCCAGUGAACAUGUCCAAACUUUUAAGUUUUGGUUAUGUUGAGGAAGAGAAUAAAUCUCUCAAUGAUGAUGAUGCUUCAAGUAUUACCUCUGAGCAGACCAGCACCAUUGCACCAGAGGAGGAACUGGAAUAAAAAUGAUGUCCCCUAGCUAAAACCCUUCUUCAUGAAUUGUUGUUCUCUCGUAUCCACUAGCUCCUUUGAAUCAACCACCCACUCUGCUUUAUGCAAAAACACUUUUUAGU
Messenger RNA from Sinocyclocheilus anshuiensis, 954 nucleotides. It is a transcript of the gene cunh7orf57, whose product is annotated as chromosome unknown C7orf57 homolog. The transcript has 8 exons. NCBI's taxonomy places the organism in Eukaryota, Metazoa, Chordata, Actinopteri, Cypriniformes, Cyprinidae. The record is from RefSeq and is a predicted model, not a curated record. The coding region runs from base 182 to 844 and encodes 220 amino acids.